This is a messenger RNA of Caenorhabditis sp. 36 PRJEB53466, 2067 nucleotides long. NCBI's taxonomy places the organism in Eukaryota, Metazoa, Nematoda, Chromadorea, Rhabditida, Rhabditidae. The record is from the annotation of a GenBank genome assembly.
AUGGAAGACUCCGCUCCGAAAAAAAACGCCGACAAAAAAGCGCGAGUCUUCGAUUUGCAAUCGAUGAUGGCUCAGGCAUUGAGUAACGCGCCGAAGGCCCCAGAUGCUGAGCCUUCUCCACAAUUCAACACGCCGUCGAAAACCACUUCCGAAUCUGGACUUUCGUCUUCUGCCGCUUCUGAUGAUGACGAUGGUAUGUAAAAAUGUAACCGACAGUUUUAAAAUGAGAAAUUUUGAAAAUUUCGAAAAUUUAAUUUUCAGAUUUCAUGCCUGUACUUCCACCUGGUUUCGGGAAACCGGACGACGAGGCCGGACCGUCAACUUUUCAAGCGAUCGAUAACGACAACGAUGACAGCGACUUUGACGAAACUGAAGCGGUUUCCAUCAUCAAGCUGAUUCCGGCGGCUUGCGAGGCGACGAUUAUUCACGGAACACAAGCGAUCUCUGCUCUUCGAGUGGAACCUCCCGGAGUUCGUUUUGCAAGUGGAGGCCUCGAUUAUUACGUGAAACUUUACGAUUUCCAAAAGAUGGACAUGUCCCUGCGAUACGAUAAAGAACUCUUGCCAGCAGAAAGCCACGUCAUCAAUUCGCUCGCGUUCUCUCCGAACGGCGAGACGCUCGUCGUUGCCAGUGGAGAGGCCAUCAUCCGCUUGCUGGAUCGAGCUGGCAAGCAGUGGUCGGAAACUGUCCGCGGAGAUCAAUACAUUGUCGACCUGAACAUCACGAAAGGACACACGGCCACUGUCAACUGCGUCGAGUUCAAUCCACUGAACAAAAGCGAGUUUAUCUCCUGCUCGGACGACGGUAGCCUCCGAAUCUGGAGUCUUGAUGAUCACAAAGUGAUUACAAAGUGCAUCAACAAGCACAGAAAGGUCAUCAAGACGAAGGGAGCCCACGGAAAGCGAGUCAGUCCCCAAGUGUGCACUUAUUCUCCCGAUGGAAAGUGGAUCGCCGCCGGAUGCGACGAUGGAUCGAUUCAAGCAUGGAAGUAUGGUUCACAAUACGUAAGUACUUUGUAAACUUAAUCUUUUCUAAAUUUUUAUUCUAGGUAAAUGUGAACUACCUCGUCAGAAAAGCACACAAUGGAUCGAUCACUUCAAUCGCCUUCUCGCCCGACUCAAAACGUCUGCUAUCUCGCGGAUUCGAUGACACUCUUAAAAUGUGGAGCCUUGACAAUCCGAAACAGCCCAUGCUCGUCAAAACAGGACUCGAAAAUGCGUUCAAAAAGUGAGUAGUUUCAGUCGUCAAUUCUCACAUUUAACUAAAAAUAUUUCAGCACGGAUUGUGGAUUCUCCCCUCGCGCCGAGCUUGUCUUCACCGGCACCUCCUCCCCGAACAAAAACGUGCCGGGCUCUCUGCAGUUCUUCGACCCGAUGACUUUUGACCUCGUCUACAAAAUCGAUUAUCCGGGCGCGUCCUGCCAUCGCAUCCAGUGGCAUCCUCGUCUUAAUCAGAUAAUCGUCGGCCUUUCGAACGGCACAGUUCACGUCUACUACGACCAGACGAUCUCGCAGCGAGGAGUCAUGACUUGCGUGACGAGACCGCUCAAGAGAAACAGAGCGUCCGAAGUGGUCCGCGAAGAUAUGGUCCUUUCUCGUAAGAUCACUUUUCCACUUAAUCUUUUCAUUGUUUCCAUUUUCAGCGCUCACUCUCGAAAUGUUCCAACCACGCGGAGAAGAAGGAGAGGAGAAGGAAGUUACCGGAUGGCGAAUCAAGAAAUUCCUCCGAAUGCAGGACAACAAGCUGCGUCCAGAGUUCCGCAAGCCGGCGGACAUGCCGAUAAACGGAAAGAGUGCGAACGGAAGAGUGGCGGCCAGCGGUGGAAGUCUUCACUCGUACCUGGCGAAGCAGAUCGGAACCGCCCGCAACGCCGAAUUCCUCAAGGACACGGACGUCCGUGCGAGCAUUCUGAAGCACGCGAAGGACGCAGAGGAGAAUCCGCUGUACAUCGACAAGGCGUACCGCAAGACACAACCGAACAAGAUCUUCCAAGCGACGACUGUGGAGCCAGAAGACGAGGACGACGAGGAGCUGCAACCCGUGUUCAAGAUGCCGCGAACCAAGUGA